This is a messenger RNA of Cydia amplana, 1393 nucleotides long. RefSeq names its product nucleolysin TIAR (gene Rox8). The transcript is spliced from 4 exons. The coding region runs from base 193 to 1362 and encodes 389 amino acids. The record is from RefSeq and is a predicted model, not a curated record. Gene Ontology annotation, molecular function: mRNA binding. NCBI's taxonomy places the organism in Eukaryota, Metazoa, Arthropoda, Insecta, Lepidoptera, Tortricidae.
CGAAAAGUGAACGUUUCACGAGUCAACAGCAACGUCUUUCGAGAAGUUAUAGGCGCUGUUUGCGACAUUUUUCUUUCUUUAUCCGUCAUCCAAUGUUUUGUGUAAUGAAAUAACACGUUGGUUAGCGAGUAAUUUCGAUCCUAGUGUUCAUAGUCGUAAUUAAGUAACCGCUAGAUUACGAUUAAUUCUAAUAUGGGCGACGAAAGCCACCCGAAAACUCUCUACGUCGGUAAUUUAGACGCGAGUGUCACUGAAGAUUUCCUAUGCGCGUUGUUCGGCCAAAUAGGCGAAGUAAAAGGUUGUAAGAUAAUCCGUGAGCCCGGAAAUGAUCCUUAUGCGUUUCUCGAGUUCACUAAUCACUCGGCGGCGGCUACGGCCCUGGCCGCCAUGAACAAGCGAGUGUUUCUGGACAAGGAGAUGAAGGUUAACUGGGCGACGAGUCCCGGGAACCAGCCCAAGACGGACACUAGCAACCACCACCACAUAUUCGUCGGCGACCUGUCGCCGGAGAUCGAAACGCACAUAUUGCGAGAGGCUUUCGCGCCCUUUGGUGAGAUCUCAAACUGCAGGAUAGUCCGCGACCCACAAACGCUCAAAUCUAAGGGGUACGCGUUCGUUUCGUUUGUGAAGAAGGCUGAUGCCGAAGCGGCGAUUCAGGCUAUGAACGGACAGUGGCUAGGGUCGAGGUCCAUACGCACCAACUGGUCGACACGCAAGCCGCCGGCCAACAGGCCCAGCGAGGGCGCGCCGAGCAGCAAGCGAGCUAAGCAGCCCACAUUUGAUGAGGUGUACAACCAGAGCUCACCGACUAACACAACUGUUUACUGCGGGGGCUUCACCAGCAAUGUUAUCACCGAGGAGUUGAUGCAGAAUACAUUCUCACAGUAUGGCCAGAUACAGGAUAUUAGAGUAUUCCGAGACAAAGGCUAUGCGUUUAUUAGGUUUACAACUAAAGAGGCAGCAGCGCAUGCCAUCGAGGGCACACAUAACACAGAGAUUAGUGGACAUGCAGUAAAAUGUUUCUGGGGUAAAGAGAAUGGAGGAACGGGAGAGAGCCAGAGCACACCCAGCACCACAGCAGCUCCGCCUGCUAUGGGCGCACAGACGCAGGGGUACCCCGGCUACCCGUACCAGCAGCAAGGCAUGGGAUAUUGGUAUGCCCAGGGCUACCCCGCGAUACAGGGCUACAUGGCCCCCGGCUACUACCAGCAAUACGCCACCGCCUAUAGCAAUCCGCAGGCCGCAGCAGCAGCGGGCUACCGCAUGAGCAUGCCGGGCGGCGGCGGCGGCUGGAGCGGGCCGCAGCCCGCGCCGCUCGUGUACCAGGCCGUGCCGUCCGCGCCCACCUACCCCUCGCAGUAGCGCGCCCCCGUGCCCACGUACCCCUCGCAGU